Molecule: messenger RNA, 551 nt
Organism: Suillus plorans
Lineage: Eukaryota; Fungi; Basidiomycota; Agaricomycetes; Boletales; Suillaceae
Exons: 2
Coding region: 140-469 (109 amino acids)
Source: RefSeq, a predicted model, not a curated record
UGGAGGGUGAUGAGGGCGAUAGCGAUGAUGGGGACGAUGUUGACUGUGCGAGCUAUGAUGAUGAUUCGGAUGGUGGGGCGGACGGUGGCUGGAAUGAUGACUCGGACGUAUCCUGGUAGAUCACAGUGCAACUUAUUUAAUGAAGAUUGUAACGUGGAUGAUUGUAACCUCAGUACUACUACAGGUCUACCUACUCACUGGUUACUAUCAAGGUUCCGCGGAUACUACCGACAGCAUUGUAGAAAGAACCUGCACCGUGAACGUCCGGGUGAUUCGAGUCUCAUCGCCAGCCGAUUGCCAAAUGAAUACUAGUACAAUAUUCACCGAGAGUCUCGGCGCCUCGUUGCGUUUAAUGCCAGCAACCAAGUUGUCUGUAAGCCUGAGUAUGUACACAAAACGUAAGUACGUGGAUUCAAUGGAGGCAGGGCGCAACUAUGCAAGACCAUACUUAGUAUCUCGGAGCUCAUAACCUUUUUCAAACGUCUUCCUGCAAAAAUUCAUUUACCCCUGCAGCCCUUCAAAUCACUUUGGGGCCGAAUUACCCUUCACUA